This is a messenger RNA of Charadrius vociferus (killdeer), 1104 nucleotides long. RefSeq names its product NADH-cytochrome b5 reductase 2. Bases 1 to 966 code for a protein of 321 amino acids. The transcript is spliced from 9 exons. The record is from RefSeq and is a predicted model, not a curated record. Gene Ontology annotation, cellular component: mitochondrion. NCBI's taxonomy places the organism in Eukaryota, Metazoa, Chordata, Aves, Charadriiformes, Charadriidae. Gene Ontology annotation, molecular function: oxidoreductase activity; FAD binding.
AUGAAGGCAAUGAGAAUUGAGGUGGGAAAAUGCAAGCGAGGAAAAAGGACUAUAGCCAGUGAGUGUCCACCCUGGGAACCAGCUUUUGCAGCAGUUUCUGUCCCGCUGUUUUGUGCGAAGCGGGUCUGGUUGCUUGCGGUGGCCGGUGGUGUGAGUGGCGUGAGCAGGACCCGCUGUCCAAAACGGUCCCGCAGCUCUCCCCGUCAGCGACAGGAAAUCAGUCACGAUACUAAGAAAUUCCGAUUUGGGCUACCUUCACCAGAUCAUAUAUUAGGGUUACCCGUAGGCCAACAUGUUUACCUUUCUGCAAAAAUCGAUGGUAAUCUGGUGAUUCGAGCCUAUACCCCGGUUUCCAGUGAUGAGACAAAAGGUUAUGUUGAUUUAAUUAUAAAGGUCUACCACAAAAAUGUGAACCCCAAGUUUCCCGAAGGUGGGAAGAUGUCCCAGUACCUAAAUGACAUGAAGAUUGGAGACAUUAUUGAUUUCAGAGGCCCAAAUGGGCUCCUUGUCUAUAAAGGGUCAGGCACCUUUCUUAUCAAGCCUCAUAAGAAGUCUGAAGCAGAGAAAAAGUUUGCAAAACAUCUUGGGAUGAUAGCUGGAGGAACAGGAAUAACUCCUAUGUUGCAGCUGAUUCGUCGUAUCACAGAAGAUCCUAAGGACUCUACAAAAUGUUAUCUUCUUUUUGCCAAUCAGACAGAAAAAGAUAUAUUACUGAGAGAUGAGCUAGAAGACAUUGCUAAGAGGCAUCCUGAUCAGUUCACGCUUUGGUAUACGCUGGACAGACCUCCACAAGAUUGGAAGUACAGUUCUGGCUUCGUCACUGCAGACAUGAUUAAAACCCACCUCCCUUCCCCCGGCAGUGAGACACUUGUUCUCAUGUGUGGGCCACCACCUAUGAUUCAGUUUGCGUGUCAGCCCAACCUGGACAAACUCGGCUAUCCCAAGAGCAGUACAUUUUCUUAUUAACACUGAUCACGUCUGAUACCUUUUCGUAAACAAUGGAGACUGUGGACCUGAAUCUGUUCCCGAAGAAAGAGGUGAAAGGUCAUCCGAGACUACUGUACCAUCUACGUUCUCUGUUUCUCCUGGGUUAAGAACAGUAAU